Messenger RNA from Biomphalaria glabrata, 3300 nucleotides. RefSeq lists its product as uncharacterized. The record is from RefSeq and is a predicted model, not a curated record. Gene Ontology annotation, biological process: regulation of apoptotic process. Lineage: Eukaryota; Metazoa; Mollusca; Gastropoda; Planorbidae. The coding region runs from base 729 to 1679 and encodes 316 amino acids. The transcript has 5 exons.
AGCUAUUCAUAUUCAAAGGAAGUGUUCAAUAGUUGGCCGAUACUCGAGUUCAAUACUUGGCUGAUAGUGAAGUUCAAUACAUUCCUAUGCUAACCGUUGAGCCAGUGCUUGAAUACGGACGAGCUCUUAUAGUGUGUCACUAGAGAUCUGCUGUUAUUUUAGUUUAAUUGUUGGUUUCAUCUUAAGGAUUAAAAACAUAUAAAUGUAUACGAAACUUCUAUUGUUGUUUUUUGGUUAAAUAUGAUUGUAUAUGCGCGGCCGUGUAAAGUUUAUUACUGUGUUUAUUAUUUUGUAUUUGUGAUUUCCAUGUAUUGAAUCGGUCGAUUGAUUUGUGAAUAAAAGCGUAUAAAUACCGAGCAUAGCUGUACAGGUGGUCUACCAUUUUGAAGUGAAUUUAAGUGACACAUUUUCACCAUAUUUACAACUGUUGAGUGCAUCUCGAAUGGUUCUUGCUAACAUGAUAGUGUUAUCAAUGUGACGAUUCAAUGGAUACAUAUUCCCUUGAGGCACACACACACAUGUGUUAAUUCUUCUGAGACUAAUGAAUUAAAUGUUUCCCGCUUUAAAGCAUUCUGUGAAAAUUAGGAUUAUAAAAAAACAUAGUCCAUAAACUAUUUCAAACCUGUCACAAAAUAACCUGCGUAUCUCUAAGCUAAUAUGCCAUCAAAACGUGUUGAGGUUUACGCGUAAUUUCGUUGGUUAAUAGUGUACGCACGAAGUCAUUGACUAUGGACUCAGAGGUGCAGAUAGUUCGUGCAAUAUUACGUCAGAAUGAGUUUUUUCUACGACGUCACCUUAUAUUAUCAAAGACUGUCCUAGACAAACUCAAAGACAACAACCUCAUUACCGAUAUCAGCCGCAGGAAAAUUCUGUUGGAGCCUGCCCAUAGACAGGUCCCGGUACUUAUCAACUGUUUAGAGAACAGAGGUAUCCAAUCCUUACGCAAGUUCUUGGAUGUGUUGAGGGAGACUGGACACGGGUGGAUUGUGGAACAGCUGUUGGAUACAGACAUUAGUCUUGGUGGAAAAGCCAGGAGUAAAGAUGAUAUAGGUUACAGAGACCGUCACCAGCCUACCUACUCUAGACCCAACGCCCAGACAACAGACUACUUUAGCACUAAAAGGACUAGGUUCGAUACGCUAAGGGAAGAUAACCGCAGGAGCUUAACGGCGGGACAGGAAAGUGGUUUGUCGUUAUCCACCUUGUUGAAAUUAAGGGAACCAGUCGAUGAAGCUGAAGCUGUUCCAAGGGGAGUAAUUCAUGCAAGAACAAUGUUGGCAGAUCCCAUUGCCCAAGGUUACCCCCCACAUCCUGCCUUGCUUCCAGGCUUAGGUUUACCACAAUACACCCAGCCCCCAGUGAUGUUCCCAAGAUCGAAAGAUGAGAUUCCAAUGACUUUAUUUGGCCUCAAUCAAGCUUUCUCAGACCAGGAUCAGAAGAACCAGCAGGCACUGUCCGUCUUGCGCCAGGAAGAGGUGGCCAUCAAGCAGCUGAUGGAGCAGAACUUGAGGGACCAGGGCAACGUCCGGCGGAAACAGGCAGCCGUCCAUGACAUCGUCAAUCGGCUGAAGGACAUCCACAAUCGAGCUAAAGACGUGUAUGAGCCUUCCCCUCAGCCAAACAUCAGCCGUUACAGGCUGGCCCAGUUGAAUCAGAUCCCUUGGUCCAUUGAUGGGUAACUCAUAUUGGCUACACUGUAAAGCCUUUUGUUAAAAAAAAAAUUGCAUAUAUGUAUUGGCGUUUUAAGUGUUAUUAAUUAUUGCUUGAUGUGACAUACACACAUAUAGUUUUUAAAAGAAUUUCUAUGAUUGCUACUGUGUAAUAUUAUCAUUCUAUUUUUGUACAUUGCGUUCAUUGUUGUUAUUGUAAACUCUGUGCGUUCGGUCCCAUUUGUGAAAAGUCAAUGUGAAUGUGUUAUCUGUGAGACAGGGGCGUAGCUAGAAAUUUGCCAUCAUUUGGGGACCCGGGGGGCUUGACCUCUUUGGGGGCCCCUGCAUUUGCGUACUAUUUAAUAUUUAAAGUAAAAUAACACUCAUUUUGGGGCACACCUCAAGAUGGGGGCCGCCGGAAUUUUGAAAUUCUCCCCUCCCCCACCCUAGCUACGCCACUGCUGUGAGAGGUUAAUUAUAAGUCCCUAUUUGAAUAGGCCUCGAUAAAAACAAGUCUGAGCAGUACUAGGCACAAUGUUUUUUUUAAUAAUUUAUAUAAUAAUAAGGCUUGUCAUCGAGUCCGAAGAUUAAUGAGGAAUGCAGUAUUUCCCGUGGCCACGCAGCAUCCCCAGCUGUGACCUAGAUAUGUUCAAUAAAAUUACUGGGACAUUAUAUUUUCACUUUGCAUGUCCGUUACAUUCAAGACCUGGGCUUGGUUUGCAUAGACGCCAUAGAGUAUCUUCGUCUUUCUGCAGUCAUUUGCUAACGGUAUUUCUUGUUCCUUCAUAACCAGAAACCCUUAUCAGUAAUUAUCACUGAAAACUCCGCGCUAAGACGAUUAUAGGUCUUGAGUCCAUAGUAACAUAGCUCCACUGAUAUUAUUGUCCGUAAAAAACAACAACACUAAGAUGGUUGUGGUUAAAUGCUAUGCUCAGACAAUAUGAACUGAGUGGGUUCAUAUUACCAGAUAUUUUAACAGAGUGCAAUAUAAAUGCCAAUAAAAGAUUUAACCGAUAAGAAAUAUUCACUGUAUGGAACACAAUAUUGCUCUGGACUGUCGUUCGGCGGUCUCGAAGGUUCCGAGAUCGAACCCUGUCCGCUGCCAUCCCCCGGGACUCACGCGGGACGUUUUGGCUAGGAUGUAGUCUCCUUAUCUUCAGAAUCUGAAGAAACAACCAAAACAUGCCAAACAUUAAAAAAAAACAACAACACAACAUUUUGCAAAGAAUUUAUUUUCUCUUUGAUUCUUAAAAAUGUUUUCUUUCUAGAAUUAUGGUGCCUUAAGGUUGCCUGAAUCAGCCAGGAAAAACAAGGACUUAAUUUUAAGUCUGUAAUUAACAUGCACGACUAGAUUAACGCAUAGUUACGCGAUCGACGUAACAAUCUACUGUUUUGAAAGAACGUCUGUAAUCCAUACCAUGAUAGUGUCACAUAGUAGGCUCUGUAAAUACCAGUGACAAUAAAUCACCAGUGGCAAUGACAACACUUUGACAGGUCAAUGCAAACUAAAACUCAAUAAAGCUCAAUGCACUGUGACAUUCAAUAUAAGUCAUAUAUCAUUUGUGGGAUUCAUUAUUACUGCCGGACUUGUAACCAUUUUUUUAAAGACCAAUUUUGUUAUUGCUAAAAUAAAAGAUAUAUAAAUAACCAA